UGAUUGUCACGGGGAAGAGGUUGAUCAAAUGGAUGAGUUUGAAGAGGAAUCCGAGGAUGAAACUGAUGAGGAGAUUGCUCCUCAAGUGCAGAUUGAUGGUGAAUUACAAGGUGAAGGCGCUGCCAGAACUGAGCAUGCAGCAGAAUCUGUUGAAGCUCCUCAUGCCCAGGAGGAAAGAAGGGAGACUUCUCAGCAUUCCAGCUAUAGAUACUUCAUGGACCAAGAACCUAGAUACUUCUGCCGAUCCUUCUUAUCUCAUUUACCUAAAUGUGACUCCGUGGAGAGUAAUAUCUGUGAAACCUGGAAUGGAACUAUUGUUAAGUAUAGGGGAAUGAGAAUCAUAGAUAUGCUCGAGGGGAUUAGGGGUUACAUGAUGGAUCGAGUAGUGAUCAAGUUUAACAUGUUAUCUGCUACGACUGACUUGUUGUGUCCGAGAAUUAGAAAGAAGGUAGAAAAGGAGAAGGAGCUUGCUAGGUUGUGCAUAUCUAAGCAAACCUUGAAUUUGAAGUGUGAGGUUAAGAUGGGUAAUUCACGGUACAUAGUUGAUCUCCAAACAAAGACAUGUACUUGUGGGUAUUGGUCUCUGAGCGGUUUGCCAUGUUGCCACGCUGUUUCGGCAAUCACACACCUGAGGAAGGAUGUGGACGACUACGUCCAUCCCGCAUAUCAUGUGAAUAAUGUGAGGGAGGGGUAUAAGGUUGGCAUCCCUUGCUUGGAUGGAAGACAGGCAUGGCCUGAAGCCACUGGUUAUCCAGUAUUCCCUCCCAAGCAAAGGGCACAGCCUGGAAGGCCAAAAAAGAACCGGAGGAAAGCUGCUCACGAGCUUGAGGUUCGACCUCAAGCUCAAGGAAUUGGUGAAGAAGUGUCCAGGAGGGGAUCUGUCAUCCACUGCAGCAAGUGUGGAGGUGAGGGGCAUAAUGCACGGACCUGUAAAGCGCCUGUUUCAAAUGCUGCCCCCGAGAGACAGGGAAACACAAAUACAGCGAGGAGAACUCGCGGUUCAACCACUCAGCCAAUGCCACGGCCAACUGCUCAGCCAACAGCUCAAAACACCGGAAAGAGGCCAAGGCAGGGUCAUUGUUCGAAGUGUGGUUCAGCGACCCACAAUGCAAGAACUUGUCCUAUAAACCAAGGGAGUGGAAUACAACAUGUGAGGUUAAACGUUGAUGAUCGAAGGACAGUUGCACGCGAGAUGCGAGUUGCAACAGCUGGAAUCGGUGUGUAUGUGAAUGAGACGACUGGAAAUACAUAUGUUAGGAUGAACGGAGCAAAUGGUCGUCCAGUGGGUGGAAGUCAGCCAACAGUGGUGGAUGUACAAGGAAGUCAACCACCUGUCACACAACCUUAGAAGUU
Linum tenue is the source of this 1353-nucleotide messenger RNA. NCBI's taxonomy places the organism in Eukaryota, Viridiplantae, Streptophyta, Magnoliopsida, Malpighiales, Linaceae. The record is from the annotation of a GenBank genome assembly.